GUCGACAAACGCUCUAGUGUCAAAUAAGAAACAGACAACAGUGACGAAAGAAUUAGAUGUAGAGAAUGAUCCUGAUGUAAGUAUUACUGUUUAAUUCAAAGUUCUGAAUUAGCUAAAUUAUAUACAUACAUAUUUUUAUAAAAAACAUAUGAGAUUAACAAUUAUUUAUCAAUAUUUAGAUAAGCUAUAAUCGUGAAGUUAAAGUAUUGAGUCAAAAACGUGAUAGUGUUUCAUAUGAUAUUAAACUAACAUUUAAAAAUACUAAACAAAAACCAAUGAAAUAUGAAUACAAGGAAAUUAUUUCAGACGUUAAAACUGUUAUUACACCAAAGGGUUAUAAUUCAUCGAAAAUUAAAAUUAUUCCAGAAGGUUUUAAAAUUGAUGAAGAUGAUCCAUUACAAGAAAAUGGACAAGAACGAAUCUAUGAAUACGAAGUUCUUUUCGAAUAUAGAGAUCCAAAUAAAGACGAUGAAUAA
Didymodactylos carnosus is the source of this 476-nucleotide messenger RNA. The record is from the annotation of a GenBank genome assembly. NCBI's taxonomy places the organism in Eukaryota, Metazoa, Rotifera, Eurotatoria, Philodinida, Philodinidae.